Molecule: messenger RNA, 1530 nt
Organism: Papilio machaon (common yellow swallowtail)
Lineage: Eukaryota; Metazoa; Arthropoda; Insecta; Lepidoptera; Papilionidae
Exons: 6
Coding region: 1-1530 (509 amino acids)
Biological process (GO): potassium ion transmembrane transport; stabilization of membrane potential
Cellular component (GO): membrane
Molecular function (GO): potassium ion leak channel activity
Source: RefSeq, a predicted model, not a curated record
AUGUCUUCAGAAGUGUCAUUAGACGAUAGAGACAAGCCGAGUCUCGUCCGGCGUACUUUGACUCUGGUGACAAGGGCGGCGUGUUCACAGAUAGGUCUAGUUACACUGGUGGUUAUGUACGUGUUGCUCGGUGCAGUGCUGUUUGAAUAUUUGGAGUCAGGCCCCGACGUGCAGAAAAGAUCUGCUAUACAACGCUCUAGGGAAGAAUGCUUGAAGGAAUUGUGGGCUAUUACAGAACGUCUGAACGUGCUAUACGAGCGCAACUGGACAAGGCUGGUGCACGAACAGCUACGCAAGUUCGAGUCGUCCGUGGUUGCGGCCGCGCGGCAUGCGGACACGCAGCCGGAACUCACCAUAGACAAUAAGUGGACGUUCUCUGGAGCAUUGAUAUACUGCAUCACUCUUAUAACAACAAUAGGUUAUGGUAACGUGUCUCCACGUACGGCAGCCGGCCGAGCAGCAACUGUAGCUUACGCAGCAGCCGGUGUGCCAUUAACACUAGCCUGUUUAGCGGGCCUCGGAGCUUCGUUAGCACGACUGGCUAGAAUAGCCUGGUUGAAAACAAAUAAAAAUAAAAUUCCUAACACGUGGAGGAAAGAAGGAGAACUGGAAAAUCAUUUUCAACUUCACGAACAACAACGUCUGUUACCUCAACCAGCUCAGAAUAAUCAAUACACCUCAUUUCCACCACGACCACAUAGAUACGCUGGGACUGUAAAAGCUAGAGCUGGAGAAAAAGGACAAUAUUCUCAAGUAUUUGAGAAAGCGCCUGCAAGUCCGAGAGCGGCAACAUUAGGUCGCAUAAAACGUAGUGCCUUAUCUGAUGAACCUCAUUCAUCUGGAACUCUUCAAACGCAGACAUUAGAUCGAAAGAAAAAUAUGAACAGUAUGAAAUGUAUGGCCACAAUUCAUGGUGUUGGCCGAGGUCGUGGAAGAAGUCCAGUGCAAAGACCGCGAGGUGUCGCUAUCGAACAACUGAUAGCUGAGGAGUGCGGAGACGUCAUUAUGAACAGCUGUCGAGAGGAAGUCGACGAAUCAGAAGAUGCCGAUGAAAUAAUAUGUCCCCACGAUACGCCUUCAAGAGUGCCUUUAAUAUGGAAUGAGGAACAUCAAAAAGUCAAAAGCUGUGCAGUACCAAGUUGCAGUACAUCUACGAGUGUGCCACAUCAAAAUCACGGCAUCGAGCACUGUCACAUCCCAGUGGGAAUUGUUCUAUUCUUACUACUCGCAUAUAUUUGUGUAGGUGCAACUAUAUUCUCAGUCUGGGAAAAUUGGAGCUUUCUAGAUGCAACAUAUUUUUGCUUUAUAGCAUUAGCGACUAUAGGUUUCGGAGAUUUUGUACCGACAAGUUUUCUUACCUCAAAGCAUAGUACGGAAAGUUCUAAGAAUGAAUACAUUCAGAUGAUAGCUUGUUGUGCGUAUUUAGUUUUUGGAUUAAUUUUAAUAGCUAUGUCAUUUAGUUUGCUACAAGAUGAAGUGGUGGCAAGAUGUUCGCAGUUAGCCAACAGUCUUGGUAUCACUCGUCAAUGA